Mycena indigotica is the source of this 1113-nucleotide messenger RNA. Its product is annotated as Peptidyl-Lys metalloendopeptidase. The record is from RefSeq and is a predicted model, not a curated record. NCBI's taxonomy places the organism in Eukaryota, Fungi, Basidiomycota, Agaricomycetes, Agaricales, Mycenaceae. The coding region runs from base 1 to 1113 and encodes 370 amino acids. Gene Ontology annotation, molecular function: metalloendopeptidase activity. The transcript is spliced from 5 exons.
AUGGACCCAUAUCGGCGACUCAUCAUGUUCCCCACUGCGUUCUUUACCACGUUCAUUAUCGUCACUCUCUUUCAUGCAGCUUCAGCGAAGCCAGCGCUUUCCCUGGCCUUGACAGGACCCCGGGAGGCAGACGGCGUCGGAGCAUUACGCGUCACGGCGAGGCUGGUUAACACGGGCGACGUUGAGCUCAGACUGCUCAACGACCCACGGACCAUCCUCAACAAGAUCGAGACUAACUCGUUCUUCAUCGCAGAUGGUGCUGGAAGGUCGCCCACAUUCACCGGCACUUUCGUCAAGUACUCCCCCAAGAAGAUCGUUGAACGGAACAGAACAAGCUCAUUCACGGUGCUGGCUCCCGGGGCCUCCGUUGAGAUCAAACACGACUUGUCGAGGGCGUACAAUUUCGCUGGAUCUGGAGAAUCAACCUACGACAUCGGCGUUGCCGCAAACGUCUUCCACUAUGUCGACCCUUCGGGGAAGUUGGCCACCAUCCGCGCCAAUACAGUGAAGGCCAAUCAUAAGACUGCACUGAAAGGCACGCUCGCUGUCGAACGGCGCACAACAAGGCACUGGCACGCCACCUCGCGCUUCCACAAGCGCAUCGCCUACCAGUCGUGUUCUGAGUCAGAGAAGGAGAUACUCGUCGACGCUGCCGCCGCGGCCCAGGCCUACGCAGACGACACCGUCAAGUAUCUCACACCGAUCCGGGACGGGACGCCGGCCUCGAGUCCCCGCUGGGCCAAAUGGUUCGGCAACUUCACAACCGCGCAUCACGCCAAGGUCCUCGACAACUUCAGAAAGAUCGCCGCCCAGCCGUUUGCGUCCUACACCUACGACUGCUCGUGCAAGAACCCAGACGUCUUCGGCUACGUCGUCAUCGGCGACUCCGGCACCAUAUACCUCUGCGGGAUCUUCUGGCAGGCGUCUAAGACGGGCUCGGACUCGCGCGCCGGAACGCUCAUCCACGAGGCAUCGCACACGAUCGCCGAGACCGACGACUUCGAGUACGGCAAGGACGGUGCUGCAGACCUGGCCGUGCGCAAUCCAGCCGAAGCGAUCGCUAACGCAGACAACACUGAGUAUUUUGCCGAAAACGAUCCGUCGUUGGCUUGA